CAAAAGUCCCAAAGCUUUAUAAACUGACCCAAACUCGGAAAACAGAAAAUUGUCUCUUCAGUUCCUCCAUCCCAAAUCAAAAACUUUUUCUCAGAUAUUUGACAGAAUUUGCAAAAAGCCAUGGCCUUUGUUCUUGAAAACACAGUUUUGGCAGUUCUGUUUUUCAUCUUAACUUCUUUAGUGCAGGUUUCCAUUGGAGAGGUUCAUAAGGUGGGAGAUUCUGCAGGUUGGACCACCAUUGGAAAUGUUGAUUAUAAGCAGUGGUCAGCCAAAAUAAAUUUCCAAAUUGGUGAUGUCAUUGUUUUUGAAUACAACCCUCAAUUUCACAAUGUGAUGCAAGUUACACAUGCCGAGUACAGGUCAUGCAAUGCAUCUUCUCCCAUUUCUACUCACACAACUGGAAAUGAUUCCAUAACCAUCAAUACUCGUGGCCACCACUACUUCAUAUGUGCCGUCCCCGGUCACUGCCAGUCUGGACAGAAAGUCGAUAUCAACGUUCUUCGUACUCCUUCUGUCGCUCCUUCACCUUUUGCAUCAUCCUCUCCGGUUGACACUGUACCUACACCUUCUCCAAAAGAUGUGGCUUCAUUCUCGGCUUUAAAUAAGCCUUUCGAGAAGCUCGGAUGGCUAUGGCUGGUUUUACAGAUUUUACUCGUGAUUUUUUAAAAUGCUAAAUAGAAUCUUUUCAUUUGUAUUUACGAGUUAUCUGGAGUAUCAGAUCGUUGGUGAAAACAUUUUGGUUUAUUAAUUAUAGUUUUAGUAAUGUACUCAGUAUAAGAGUCAUAAUAAAUUUCAUUCCAAUCA
This is a messenger RNA of Olea europaea var. sylvestris, 804 nucleotides long. Its product is annotated as mavicyanin-like. The record is from RefSeq and is a predicted model, not a curated record. Gene Ontology annotation, molecular function: electron transfer activity. Gene Ontology annotation, cellular component: plasma membrane. The transcript has 2 exons. Lineage: Eukaryota; Viridiplantae; Streptophyta; Magnoliopsida; Lamiales; Oleaceae. The coding region runs from base 121 to 666 and encodes 181 amino acids.